UUGGUUUUUACAUGCGUUACCGAUAAACGGUACGGGAGUGAGAGAGAGAGAGGGUGAGCAAGGGAGGCAGAGCAGCGGGAGAGAGAGUGGACGGAACCUUGCGCCGGAGUGAGAGAGACAGGAGCGACGGAGGGACAGCUUCGCCGGUGACCGAAGAACUCGCCGGAGUGAGAGAGAGGGUGAGAGAGGGAGGGAGAGCAGCGGGAGAGAGUUUAGGUUUUUUGCAUUUUUGAAUUUGGGGAACGACUGAACGAGUAAUACUGUAUUAGAUUUUUUUUUUAAAUAACACGUAAGAGAGAAGUCGGGUAUGAGUUGGGUCAUGUUGCGACUUUCCUUUAUUUCUGAAAGCAUUUUAAGCUCAGGGAAUUUUUGUCUUUUUUGAGGCCACGGAGAAGCAGAUCUCACUCAAAAAACAGAGAAAAUGAGAAAGAGCAAGGGCCCAGACAGUCCCAACUUCCAGAAGUACGGCGUGCCGUUCUAUUCGGCCGCUUGGGUGCCGUACAAGAGCAUCAAAUUCGACCAGGAGGAAGAUCGGGAGCAAUCCACCGAUGAAGUUUCCGGAGGCCACGAAUCUUCGCCGGCUCCGGAACCGUCUGCCGCCCAGGACUACGUCGUUUUGGCCGGUGGCGGCGGCGAGGGGCGGAGUGGAAUCCCAAACGCCGUUGUUCUUUCCCGAUUCGAUUUCGCAUCCAACGUCCUCUCCGAUCAGCCAGUGGCUAAACUUGGAACUGGCUCUGAUUUGCCUUAUAGAAUGGCGGUGCACCCGGGUGGAGAUGGCCUCGUUUGUUCAUUUCCUAAAAGUUGCAGAUGGUAUGAAUGGGAUGGAGAAAAGAGCGAGGAAGCUCAUAAAUUGUGUCUAAAGUUGUCUGAUAAUGUGCUCACCCAGUUGGAAGGUGUUGGACAGCAAUUGGCGUUGGCAUUUAAUAAUGAGGGUUCUGCACUUGCUGCUGGUGGUGAGGAUGGAAAUUUGAGGGUCUUCAUGUGGCCUAGCAUGGAAAUUGUUCUCAAUGAGGCCAAUGCUCAUACUACUGUUAAGGACUUAGAUUUCAGCUAUGCUGACACGCUGGCUGGCUUGUCUUGCAGCCCUGAUGGGAAAUAUCUUGUCUCCUUGGGAAAUCGGGGCCCUGCUAGGGUUUGGGAUAUGACUUCCUCAACAGUCGUAGCUUCUCUUUCAAAGGAGAAUGAUGAGGUUUUUAGCUCGUGUAGAUUUUCUGAGAGCAAUGAUACGAAUCGGGUUCUAUAUAUUGCUGCAGUGACAGGUAGAGGUGGAAGCAUUGUAACAUGGAAUACAACCACAUGGAAGAGGAUGGGAUCAAAGCCUGUAGUUCGUGACACAAUUUCUGCCUUCAACAUUUCACCAGAUGGAAAGCUCCUUGCCUGUGGGACAACUCAAGGAGACAUUUUGAUUUUAAAUUCAACCAGUAUGCGGGUUCAGACAAUUGUUAGGAAAGCACACCUUGGCUUUGUAACUGCACUUGCAUUUUCACACGACUCAAGGGGUUUGGCUUCUGUAUCCCUGGACUCAAGUGCAAGGGUGACACUAAUUGAGGACAAGAAGAACACUGGAGGAUUGAGCUUAUGGGUCAUUGUGUUCUUCAUUUUACUUGCCAUUGCUGUAUAUUUUAUGAAGAAGGAAGGAAUCCUUAGCUAGAGGUUGCAGUUUAAUAUACUCGCAGAAUAUGAAAAUUGUACCAAUAGAACUGUCAAAAGCUUUUUAAAUUUGCUUAAGACAGCCUUGGAGCUUAUCAUAGUAUACUGUCCAGUGUCCACAUUAUUUUAAAUCUAAAUCUUGUUUUGAUAGUCUGUUCAAGCACAAUUUUGUUUGUUGCCCCAGUAACAUACUUGAGGGAUUUCUUUUUUCCUUUUGUUUUUCUUUGUUUUCAAUUGAUGUUUGUUAGACUGAAAUCCUGUAAUGAAUGCGGCCAUUAAUUCUUUCA
This is a messenger RNA of Corylus avellana, 1937 nucleotides long. It is a transcript of the gene STL2P, whose product is annotated as SEC12P-like 2 protein. Lineage: Eukaryota; Viridiplantae; Streptophyta; Magnoliopsida; Fagales; Betulaceae. Gene Ontology annotation, molecular function: protein binding; guanyl-nucleotide exchange factor activity. Gene Ontology annotation, cellular component: endoplasmic reticulum membrane. The record is from RefSeq and is a predicted model, not a curated record. Gene Ontology annotation, biological process: endoplasmic reticulum to Golgi vesicle-mediated transport.